Oppia nitens is the source of this 1491-nucleotide messenger RNA. RefSeq names its product RCC1 and BTB domain-containing protein 2-like. Gene Ontology annotation, biological process: protein phosphorylation. Gene Ontology annotation, molecular function: ATP binding; protein kinase activity. The record is from RefSeq and is a predicted model, not a curated record. The coding region runs from base 1 to 1491 and encodes 496 amino acids. Lineage: Eukaryota; Metazoa; Arthropoda; Arachnida; Sarcoptiformes; Oppiidae. The transcript is spliced from 3 exons.
AUGACUACAAUUAGCCAUAUAAUAGUUGUAUAUAUAAUAAUAUUUAUUGAUGUAACAAUUACAGUCUAUACGGUUGGUGACAACGAUUCCGGUAAACUAGGGUUGGGUCACAACAACAAUCCAGUUAAUGAUAGACAAGAAUUAGAGGAAUUAAGGGGAAAGUCUAUCCGAAAAAUUAUUACUGGAUAUGACUUUACAUUGUGUAUGACUACUACUACUACAACUACUUCAGGUGUUAGUGAUGGUUAUGAUGAUAGGGUUGACCAACAUAUAUACAGUUGGGGUUGCAAUCAAUACAAUCAAUUGGGAAGGCAUAUCAUCACCACCACCACCACCAGUGAUGAUGAUGAUGAUGACGAGUACUACAAACCCGAUAUUAUAACAUAUUUUAACAAUAAAAUCAUUGAAGACAUUGCUUGCGGUAAUUAUCAUUCGCUGGCACUGACCAGUGAUGGCACUGUCUAUGGUUGGGGUAAUAACAGUGAAGGACAGUGCGAUUGUAGUCAUAGUACAUCUGAUACCAGUAUUGAUGAACCAAUUUUAGUUGAAUUUCCAGAUAAUACAGUAAUUCAAUCAAUAUAUUGCACAACCAAUAGUUCAUUUGCAAUUGAUAUCAAUGGCCGGGUAUACAGUUGGGGUGAUAAUGAUUUCGGUCAAUUGGGUCAUAGAAAUAAAGGCGUAUAUAAACCACAAUUAAUAUAUGAUUUGAAAGCCAUUUCAAUUAAAUCGAUUGGAUUUUAUUCAAAAGUCAUAAAUAACUUAAUAAUAUUGAAAACAUAUUUCCUAUCAACCAAUGGUCAGGUAUAUCAAUGCGGAACACUUACUACCGAUGAUUUGCAAACAACAACACCGAUAAUAACGCCUAAAUUAAUUGAUAAUUUGAAAAAUGUUGAGGAAAUACAUGAUAAUUAUAUCCGAAAAAGUGAUAAUGAUAUUAGAGAAGCAAAUAAAUUGCGUAAACUUUGGUCACCAUAUGUUGUACACUAUUUUGAUGCAUGGAUUCAACCAAACAAUAGUCGACUAUACAUUCAAAUGGAGUUAUGUUCGCAAAGUUUACGUAAAUUUAUUACGGAAUUAAUGUCUGAAACAUUUCAACGAUUGUCAACUGUAUCGGCAAUGGAUUGUAUAGAGUAUUAUAUUAUAAGUAAUAUAAUGCUAGAAAUUUGUGAAUCCGUUAGAUAUUUACAUACAAGACAUCCGCCGGUUAUUCACAGAGAUCUCAAACCCGAUAAUAUACUUAUUGUUGAAAAUCCGGUUAAUGGCAAUCGGUUUAUCAAAAUAUGUGAUUUUGGUUUGGCCUCAGAUCAUAUACGUUCGGGGUCUAUGUCCUACUCGCACACCGAUAAUUGUGGGACAGGUAUCUAUAGGGCACCGGAAGUUAAAGGACUUACCGAUGAAAGGCUAUUAUACAAUGAAAAAUGCGAUAUUUAUAGUCUGGGUAUUAUAUUAUUGCAAUUGUUUGGCAUUUGCAAUGAUAUUGAUAUAAUGUAA